UCAAUAUUUUCUCAAGCGACAAAUUCAGUACCUACUCAAGCGAAGACUAUGAAGGCAGCGUUUCAGGUAGCGCUGACUCGACAUCAGCGUUACAGCAUGAAUACAGUACAGAUAUUGAGACGGACGGUAAUUCGAUUAAGAAUUCAUCAGUGUUACUGUGCAUGAGAAUGAAUGGAGAGCAACCGCAAUGUCGGCAGCCCAACGAGUCUACGAUGAAUUCAUGACGGCCUUGGAGUUGCAACUACUACCUCUUCUCGAGUGCGUCUCUGAUGGGCUCUUCAAACAUUCUGGCAUUUGUGUCCCCAAGGGAGUGGUUCAACUUUUAUCCAAAACACAACUCCAGCUACAAUCCUUGUCAAUCACCAAUGAUACAAGCUGCAGCCAGGAUUAUUCCCUGUCUUUGGACGACUAUAAUGGAUUUUCCAGUCUUCGCCGUGUCUGCUUUGUACCUGGGGAACUCCCAAACGAACAAGCUAUAGGUAAAAUUCUUCAGCAAAGCGCACACGACUUAAAAGAACUUGUUUUUGAUCGACAGGAUCCCUUCAGUGAUGGACACGAGUGGGAAAACAUGAAUCAGCAGAAUGCUUUUACUCACGAACUACUUAAUUUGCUGCCUGGCGCUGGGUACCCGCUCUUCCGCUCUCUGAGAAAUCUGGCGCUGUCGUUCGUAUCCUUUCAGCAUGGCGUUGAUGACAUGAUAACUGCGCUCAACUUUCCUCAACUGCUCUCUCUCAGAUUGCGAAACUGCUUAGGAAUGAAUCAAGUCUUUACAGCGCUUGCUCAAUCGUCACUGAGAUUGCAGCUAACCCGCUUCGAAGUCAACUUCACGGGGGCUUUCGUUGAGCAGGAAGAUAUUAUGCCCCUCGUUAUGUUCCUGCGGUCUUUCAGUGGUCUACGAGACCUGUUUGUUCUCUGUCGGCCGCUUCGAGAGCAAGCCAAUGAUUUUUGGCUCUCCGUUAACCAUCACAGAUCCACCCUGCAAAGGUUUGUCUAUCAGCAAAGCACUCUCUACGAGAGUCGCAAUGACCCAGAAUUGGAAACCUUAUGGGGAUUAAAUACUGUUGAUUAUAUAGGCAUUUGUUGUGAGACAUAGAAAUUGUUUACUUCGCUUAGUAACACGCUUCUGCGGCCAAAAAUCUCGUUCCUACAUAUUCGCCAGACGGGGCUACUCGAUU
Messenger RNA from Aspergillus steynii IBT 23096, 1175 nucleotides. RefSeq lists its product as uncharacterized. Bases 188 to 1093 code for a protein of 301 amino acids. The record is from RefSeq and is a predicted model, not a curated record. The transcript is spliced from 3 exons. Lineage: Eukaryota; Fungi; Ascomycota; Eurotiomycetes; Eurotiales; Aspergillaceae.